AUGAACCAUUUAUUUACUCCAUCUUUGGAUGUUGAUUUCUUAUUUAAAAUUGCUGAUUUUGAUGGAGAUGGUAAAAUAGGUAUGGAUGAUGCUCAACAAUUCUUCCAAUACACUCACCUCCCUCAAAACACAUUGGCUAUCAUUUGGACAUUAUCUGUUCCACCAAAAAAACCAAUGGAAAUACCUCAAUUUGUGACUGCAUUGAAAUAUGUUUCAUUUGCACAAAAGGGAAUUCAGGUUGAUAAGACUUUAUUAACAAACUCAACUCCACCCUAUCCAUCACCAAAUAUUCAAUGUCCAUUUCUCCUUAACUCAUCAAAAAUUAAUCAAACACUUCAAUCUUUUAAUCAAUUUGUAACUCCAGAUAAUCCAAAAGUAUCAAAAAAUCAGUUAUUUGAAAUUGUUAUUCAACUCAAUGGUGUCAUUAAUAUUGAUGAACUUAUGAAACUUUCUGAUAUAGAUCGAGACUCACAACUUAAUAUUAUUGAAUUUUUCAUUGCUAUGGCUUGUUUAAAUCAUUAUAUUCUAUUUAAAAAAUUACCAAUUAAAAUUCCCGUUUAUUUCAUCAGUUUUCUUAAAAAAAAAUUUGGUGCAACAGAAAAUGAUAUAUUUAAAUCUUCACAUCCUUUACCUUCUCGUCCAAAGUCUUUAUCUCGUAGUGUCCCAACUCUUUAUUUAGAAAGGAAGCAAUCUCCAAUAAUUGAAAUCUCUUCACCUAAAUCAAUACAAAAAACUACUCCUAAUGAUAAAAUAAAACAACAACAAUACAUGUUACAUCCAAUUCCAAGUACAGGAACAAUGUCUUAUGACAAUUUAAUCACUCCAGAAUUACGUCAUCGUGGUUCAUUACCAAUAAAAGUUCAAUCAAUAGCUUUACCUAUUACUUCAACAACAAUUUCUUCUCAAACAAAAUCAUUAAAAAAGAAGAAACUUUCUUCUUCAAAUAGUGAGGUAUUUACAAGUGAUACUAUUCAAGAAACUGUAAAACCAUCUAGUUCAAAUCGUUAUUCAAUGGCAUUUCUAAAAUCUCCAAUCACUUCUCCUCAAAAUCUUCAGAGAAAAUCCUUUCAAUACUCAGUAUCACCUUCAUUGUCUCCACAUAACAAUGAACCAUUAUUAAAGUCAGAUCUUAUUUAUCAAUCAUGUUCUGUGUCUCCAUACUUAUCAGAUGAAGAAUUAACUCCUUAUCAAAAAAGUAGAAGACAUUCAAUAUUAAAUAUUGAUGACAACACAUCUUUUCCUUCUUUUUCAUUUUCAUAUGAUUCAAGUCUUUCUAUUGAUUCAACACUUCAGUCUUUUGAUAUAAAAAUGAAACCUCAUAGACUUUUAGACUUAGACAGUAUCAUAUCAUCUCUUUCUACACAAAAAGCAGAAUUACUUGCUGAAAUUACAGAACUUCAACAAGAAAUUGAUAAACUAACAACUGUACUUGAAAGUACUGAAGUGUUAGUUCAAGAGAAUUCUUCACAACCAACUGAAGAAUUAGAAGGUUAUUAA
This is a messenger RNA of Entamoeba histolytica HM-1:IMSS, 1497 nucleotides long. RefSeq lists its product as uncharacterized. The transcript has 3 exons. Lineage: Eukaryota; Evosea; Mastigamoebida; Endamoebidae. The record is from RefSeq and is a predicted model, not a curated record. Bases 1 to 1497 code for a protein of 498 amino acids. Gene Ontology annotation, cellular component: cytoplasm; plasma membrane. Gene Ontology annotation, molecular function: calcium ion binding. Gene Ontology annotation, biological process: endosomal transport; endocytosis.